Messenger RNA from Acanthosepion pharaonis, 1137 nucleotides. The record is from the annotation of a GenBank genome assembly. NCBI's taxonomy places the organism in Eukaryota, Metazoa, Mollusca, Cephalopoda, Sepiida, Sepiidae.
AUGCAUCGAUCUCUCCCUACUGUAAAAUGUGUAUAUUCAAGUUCUGGCUGUGUCAUCUUUUCAUAUCUAUCUAUCUAUCUAUCUAUCUAUCUAUCUAUCUAUCUAUCUAUCUAUCUAGUUUUGUUCGUAUCUAUCUAUCUAUCUAUCUACAUCAAUCAAUCUAUCUAUCUAUCUAUUUACAUCAAUCAAUCUAUCUAUCUACCUCAGUCGCUAUUCGCUAUCUGUCUAUCUAUCUAUUUAUCGAUCGAUUUCAAUCAAUCUAUCUAUCUAUCUAUCUACAUCAAUCAAUCUAUCUAUCUAUCUAUCUAUCUAUUUACAUCAAUCAAUCUAUUUACAUCAAUCUAUCUAUCUAUCUCAGACUAUUCGCUAUCUGUCUAUCUAUCUAUUUAUCUAUCUAUUUCAAUCAAUCAAUCAAUCUAUUUACAUCAAUCAAUCAAUCAAUCUAUUUACAUCAAUCAAUCUAUCUAUCUAUUAUUUACAUCAAUCAAUCUAUCUAUCUCAGUCUAUUCGCUAUCUGUCUAUCUAUUUAUUUAUCUAUCUACAUUAAUCAAUCUAUCUAUCUAUCUACAUCAAUCAAUCUAUCUAUCUACAUUAAUCAAUCUAUCUAUCUAUCUAUCUCAGUCUAUUCGCUAUCUGUCUAUCUAUCUAUUUAUCGAUCGAUUUCAAUCUAUCUAUCUAUCUAUCUACAUCAAUCAAUCUAUCUAUCUAUCUAUCUAUUUACAUCAAUCAAUCUAUCUAUCUAUCACAGACUAUUCGCUAGCUGUCUAUCUAUCUAUUUAUUUAUCUAUUUCAAUCAAUCAAUCUAUUUGCAUCUAUCUAUCUAUCUAUCUAUCUAUCUAUCUAUCUAUCUAUCUAUCUCCGUCUAUUCUCUAUCUGUCUAUUUAUCUAUCUAUUUCAAUCUAUCUAUCUAUCUCUCUAUCUAUCUAUCUAUCACCUUUUUUCAUGUUGUUCAUGCCAGUGUUGAAAAGUGUUUCUUUCUUGUUGCUUUCUUAUAUUCCUCUUUCACACAUAUUCACCGGGGUCACUUUCAGAAUCGCUGAGGUUGGCAGUGGAAACCAGCACCAAGUGAUUUUCUUUUUUCUUUUCUGGCCCAUUACGAUACAUCUAUCUAUCUAUCUAUCUAUCUAUCUAUCUUAA